GUGCGGCAAACAACAAAUGUGAAAUUAAAAAAAGCAAAUCUGAUAGCUUUUGAGAAAAGACGGUAAAAUACAGCCAAAUUAUAGGUUGUGCAAAAGAAAAGAGUAGUGAACAAAAUCAAAACGGAGGCAAUAAACAGAUAUUACGCAUCAAAUUACUAUUGCAAAAUACAGUGAUAAAUGAGUGAAUAUUUUUGAUUUUUUUUUUCGAAAAUUGAACCGCCGCAAAAAGGACAUUUUAUAAAAUAAUAAAAAAGAAAUUACCGAAACAUCAUGUUGGUUUUUUCACUAUUGUUUGCCCUGGUAUGGGCAACAACAAAUAUAGAAGUUCAAGGGCAAUCCUAUUCAAGAAGUUAUUUAAAUUCUGGAGUAACACCCACUUCACAUUAUUAUCACCAUCAAAGCAGCGGCUUUGUUCCAUUGACAUAUAAAAGCGACUUGAUACAUGAAGAAACCAAACAUAGAUCCUCCAAGUAUUCAAAGAAACCUUAUAAAAGCUAUAGUUCGAAUUCAUAUUACUUUCAGGACGAAGACGAUACCUCUUCGGAACGUUAUACGUCGGAUGUGUAUUCAAACGAGGCCAGACAUCCUUAUUUGGGCAAGGAUCAUGACAGUCGAGAAUAUACAAUUGGUACACACAUCAGAGUACAACAUCCCAUAAGUGUGCCGAAAAAAAUCAAAUCUGUUUCCCAUCCCACAAAGAGUAGUAAAUACUCAACCAUAUCCAAUGCCGGCGGAAGUUAUUCUCUUGACAACUCUCAGGAACAACGUGCCGCACCGGAAUAUUUUACAAGUGCAGUUAAAAAACAGAAGUUCUCCAAACUCUACGAUCCCGAUCCAUUCCAUGUCAUUGCACCACCAAAAUCUACAGUUGCUUCUCAUAUUAACCACCAUUCAACGCCAAGCUAUGAUGUUUACGAGCCACACAUAGAUUCCUAUGAAAACUCUGAUAUUCCCCUAAAAUCGCUGAAAUCAAAUCAACGUGAUCGUUUCAAUGGCGUUGCAUCGAAAAAGCAAAUCGAACAGUAUUUGGAGGAUCAGGAGAAACUUCUGGAUGAAGCCUUAAAAUUACAAUUGCUGAGCAGUCCGAAAUUCCAAAAACUUUUGAAGUCGACCGAAAAAGAACAUUUCCACAAAGAAGUUGACUUUGAGGAUGAAUAUGUAGCCAAUGCCCCGCCACCAUAUCGUGAACAAUUUCCCAAACCAGCUGCCUUGCCUCCAAGUGGAAAGAGAUCUCGUCGUCGUCCUCCAACAUCAGAAUUCAGUCGCCCACACAAGACGUUAGUUCUUUCCAAACCCAAUCGGAAAUAUCGUCAGGCGUACGUCAUCGAAGUUUAGGCAGCAGAAUUUUGUUUUUGUUUUUUCAUUUGUAUAUGACUAAUUAUUCUUCAUUUAGAACUAAGUAUAAUUUAUAAUGCAUGUAGUUAAGAUUAUUAGUUUAGUAGAUUUGUGAACCGUACUUCGUGGUAUUA
Musca domestica (house fly) is the source of this 1469-nucleotide messenger RNA. RefSeq lists its product as uncharacterized. The transcript has 3 exons. The record is from RefSeq and is a predicted model, not a curated record. Lineage: Eukaryota; Metazoa; Arthropoda; Insecta; Diptera; Muscidae. Bases 271 to 1335 code for a protein of 354 amino acids.